Molecule: messenger RNA, 484 nt
Organism: Paramecium pentaurelia
Lineage: Eukaryota; Ciliophora; Oligohymenophorea; Peniculida; Parameciidae
Source: the annotation of a GenBank genome assembly
AUGGAAAUUGAUGUGAGCUUUGUUUCAAAGUUAGCCACUUUGUUGGACUUUAUUUUGAUUCUCAUUUUUUGUAUAUGGUCCAUAAUUUAUUGUAUAGAAUAGGAUUUUUAUAUAAUAAACUCUAUUAUGACCAACUUUAAUUUAAUGUAUUAUUAAGGUAUAAUAGAUUAGGAUUAUGAAUUUUUUACUAUUGCUAGGUGAAACAAAAAAAUAAGUAAUGAUGGAAAAAUUUUAUUUUGCUUGCAAUUAAUUUGGAAGAGGUGUAUUCUGUUUAUUGUAUGGAAUAUUAAUUUUUUAGUCUAGCUUUAUGGUUAUAUGCGGAAAAUAGUAAAACUGAAAGACAUAUAAGUUUGCAUGAUUAUGGUUUAUCUGUUGCAAUUUGCACUACGAUAAUUGGAAUAUUGUAUGUCAUAUAGCAUUUUUUAGUAUUUAUACAAAUCUAGUUAUUUAGUUUGAUAAAAGAUAAUUCUAAAUUAAAACUUGA